Iphiclides podalirius (scarce swallowtail) is the source of this 954-nucleotide messenger RNA. NCBI's taxonomy places the organism in Eukaryota, Metazoa, Arthropoda, Insecta, Lepidoptera, Papilionidae. The record is from the annotation of a GenBank genome assembly.
AUGGGGCCACUGACGGCACUGGGUGUUUUAGCACUGAUCGCUUCUACGGCGGCGGCGCCUUCGCCACUCUUGGGAUGUAUGCUGCCGAGCCCAAUACCGCCUUGUCUGGAACCUGAGCCCUGUUACCAGCCCUGUCAGGAGUCAGACAUCCCCCCCUGUCCCGAGCCAUGCCCCUGCCCGGAACCGUGUCCCGAUCCGUGCUCGGAGCCGCCACUGCCCUGCCCACCGCAGCCCUGCGAUCCGUGCCAGCCAGCGCCAACUCCCGGCGGCAACGGCCCAAUCGGCGUGGUGGUGCCCAGGACGAGCGUCAGCGACAGCUUGCGCUCGGCCGGCUUCCAAUCGGUACAAGUCCCGGGCGGCACGUUCUACUUGCACCACGUGCCGCCGGUCAUCAUCCAGCCGCCCCCGAUCCUGGUCAGGCCGGCGCCGCUCCAGCCGAUAACGCCGCCGCCAAUCGUCGUGCAGCCGCCACAGCAGCCGCCCAUCACGCCGCAGCCGGUGGUUGUGCGACCGCCGCCCCUCUCGCCCAUAACGCCGCCCCCGAUCUGCGUCCGCCCACCCCGCCCGUGCCCCAUCCAGCCGGAGCCGGUGGUGGUGCGCCCCGCCAAGCCGGAGGCCAUCCAGCCGCCGGCGAUCAGCGUCACCCAGCCGCAGCCGGCUCCGAUAAACCCGCCGCCGAUCGUCGUGCGUAGGCCCACGCCGCCGACUGUACAGCUGCCCACUAUAUGCGUUCCGACUUCGGCCGUGAUUAGGGGAGGGCCGUGUGCACCUGAGCCCUGCCCCUCCCCCCCGCCGUGUACCCCGCCGUGUCUCCCGCCUUGUCCCCCGCCGUGCUACCAGCCAUGUACCCCGCCGUGUCUCCCUCCUUGUCCCCCGCCGUGCUACCAACCGUGUCCCCCGCCGUGUCUCCCGUCGUGCCCCUCGUCGUGCCCCUACUGUAGCGCCCCUUGCUCU